Adineta steineri is the source of this 1725-nucleotide messenger RNA. The record is from the annotation of a GenBank genome assembly. Lineage: Eukaryota; Metazoa; Rotifera; Eurotatoria; Adinetida; Adinetidae.
AUGACAAGUCGAACAAUACGUCGUACAGUUGAACAUGGUAUUCGUCAAGUCUCAGAUAAUCAUGGAAAAGGUGAAGCAUUAGCAUUAAUGAGAGAACAACGUGAUCAUGAAAAACAAGAAUUAAUUCAAUUAAAUGAUCGAUUUUCAAGUUAUCUUGAUCGGGUUAAAUAUUUAGAACAAACAAAUAAACAAUUACAAAAUACAUUAGAUCAAUUAAGAUCAAAAUGGGGUUUAGAUUCUGAUCGAUUUAAAUCUCAAUAUGAACCACAAUUAAAUGAUUUAAGAAAAAAAAUUGAUUUAGCAACUGUUGAAAAAGCCAAAGCUGAAAUACGUGCUAAACGUGGUGAAUUUGAUUUACUUUAUUAUAAAAAAUUAGCUGAUGAUAUUAGUCAAUGGACAAAUCAAGAUAAAUCGAAAAUUAAUUCACUUCAAUCAACACUUGAAGAAAAUCAAAGAGAAUUAGAACAUCUUCAACGUUUAAUGGGCGAUUCAAUGAGUGAUAUUGAAAAAUAUCGAAAUGAAAUGAAACAUUUAUAUGAAGAAAUCUCACGUUUAUUAAUUGAAUUAGAUCAAGAAACAAUGGCUAGAAUUAAAAUUGAAAAUGAAAAACAAACACUUGAAGAACAAAUACCUUUUCUUUCAGCUAUUCAUGAACAAGAAAUGAAUGAAUUAAGAAAUUUAUCUUCACCGAAUAUUGGUAUUGAUCCAACUACUUUUUAUAAAAAUGAAUUACAAAGAGCUAUUAGAGAAAUAAGAAAUGAUUUUGAAAAUCUUUCACGUUCACAACGAAGUGAAUUAGAAGAAUAUUAUCGAAUAAAAACAGAUGAAAUUAUUCAACAAGCACAAAAACAAAAACAACAACAAACUAAUCAAUUAUCAAAUCAAGAAAAUUCAAAUCAAAUUAGAAUCUCAAUUAAUGAAACGAAAAAAGAAAUGUUUGAUUUACAACAAGAUUAUAAUAAUUAUUUACAAUCAAUGAGUGAAUUAGAAUCAAAACUUGAAACACUUAAACGAGAAAAUGGUGAUGUUAUUGAUACACGAGAACGAGAAAUCUUAGAACUUCGUUCUCGUUUAAAUGAUUUAAUGGCUUCAUAUGAUGAAAUUGUCUCAAAUAAAUCUUCACUUGAAUUUGAAAUCAAUACAUAUCGUCGUUUACUCGAAUCAGAAGAAGCUCAUGUAAAAAAAGUUGCAUCAACAACAACAACAUCUGGAUCAAUAUCAACACAUAUUCGUGAAACAACAACUCAUGUAUCAACAAAUGUUCCACGAAUUCAACCAGAUAUUCCUUCACCACCCAUUCAAAAACCAAUUCCACCUAUUCCAAAUGAAAAAAUUAUUAAUCAAACUGAAAUGCAAGCCAAAACUACUUUUCAAAGAUCUGCUAAAGGACCAAUUAAUAUUGAUGAAUGCUCACCUGAUGGUAAAUUUAUUCAAUUGGCGAAUACAUCAAAAAAUAAAGAUAUCGAUUUAACUGGUUGGCGUCUUUUAAGAAAAGUUGAUAAUUCACCUGAAAUAACUUAUUCACUUCCAUCAGGUUUUAAAUUAUCAUCAGGAAAAUAUGUUAAAAUUCAUGCACGAGGACAAGGAAAAGAAAGAUCGCCUUAUGAUCUUGUUUUACCAACACAUGAUUCAUGGGGUGUUGGUGUUAGUGUUGUUACACGUCUUUUAAAUGAACAAAAUGAAGAAAAAGCAACACAUAUACAAAAAACUGUUUAUGCUUCAUAA